AUGUUGAAGAAGCUUCCUGACGACGACCGAAUGAGUGGACCGCCGGAGAUCGCGGCGGAUACGGAUGCGUCGAGAGAGAGGUGUGAGAUGGUCGGUGUCGAUGUUGAGGCGCUUCAACGGUCCUUGAAGCCGUUUAUAAAGCAGUACGUCGAAGAAUUGAUAAUGCGGGCGGAAGAGAAGCAGGUGGCUGAUACCACAGACCAUCAACGGCAGUUUGCAAAGGCGCUGAAGGAAGAGAUAAUGGCCGCUGUGCACGGGAAGCGAAACACGGGGCGAGAGGUGGAAAUCGGGGGGGCUGGCAUGCUGCAUUCGCCUCCAGCAACGGCCGCAGGUGUUUUGUUGGCGCCUUCAAUUCCAGAUGCCGCCCCUUCCACCCCCCUACAGCAUACUAACAUCCAUGGCAUGACUCUGGGUGUUUCGGUGGAUGUUGAAGCGGUAGAUAAGGAAGUACAAAAAGGUGGUGAGAUCGGACAGGCACAGACAGGUGUGGGCAAAGGGAAGGUGCGAGAGGGGGCGAAGGUGGUAACGGGGGAACCAUUGGCGCAAACCGGUUCGGAGGGUGCUGCUGAAGGUGUCGGAGAGGACGUGCAGAUCGUGGAAAGAGGAGGCGAACACGACGAGGUGGAAGAGAAAGAACACGGGAGCGCGGACGGCAAGGAGGCAGAGAGGGUGGAGGAGACUUCUGGUGAAAAGAAGAAUGGAGAGUUGGUCGUUCAACUAGCAGACAUGGAAGCGGAAGAGAAGCGUCUGGCAGCGGAGGAAGAGGAGGAGAGAACUCGGGCUGCGGAGCGUAUGAGGGCUCUGGCGUCGGAGAGGGCGCGACUAUCUGCUGCACGACUUCGACUGAUGCAGGAACGGCAACCGGAGGAACAUGGUGCUGGAAAGCCGGCAAUGGAAACCUCUGGUGAAGACAGGCUUCGUCAAAUGCCUGAACAUUCAGAGGGUACACGUGGGUUGAAAAGGGGGAGGGAUGUGGAGGCGGACCAGAGCGAGUCGCAGACAGGUGCAGAUGAAGCGAUUGCUAGUGAUGGGGACGGUAUCGGAGAGGGCAAGAGAGGGAAGGUUUGUGUUGUAGCAGACGGUCUGGGUAAAGUGUUCGGGGAAGAUAAGCCGUACAAAGCAGGCGGGUUUUUCAAGCGGAAGACGGCAACAGCGGGAGGCAAGUACUGCUCCGAGCAGACUGUUGGAGGGUGCAAGAGAAAUCUGGGAAAUUUUGAAAGCGAGCGGAAUAGGAACUUCAGCAUCGCCAUCUGCUGGAUGGCAUACACUCCAGAUGCGGACCUGCUCGCCUACGGCAUGGAUAAGGAGGAUGUCCAAGCGUGGUCGGCAUAUCUGAACCUUGCCAAGCAGCUGCCGACAGUGUGGCUUCGCUUCGAGGGGACUGGCUCGCCACCAGGGCGCAACGCUUUCCAUUCUGCCAACGCGACGUGGGCCGAGGCAGAAGGGGGAGAAGGGGGAUGA
Closterium sp. Naga37s-1 is the source of this 1461-nucleotide messenger RNA. NCBI's taxonomy places the organism in Eukaryota, Viridiplantae, Streptophyta, Zygnematophyceae, Desmidiales, Closteriaceae. The record is from the annotation of a GenBank genome assembly.